This is a messenger RNA of Solanum lycopersicum (tomato), 2724 nucleotides long. Its product is annotated as probable beta-1,4-xylosyltransferase IRX9H. Gene Ontology annotation, biological process: glucuronoxylan biosynthetic process; plant-type secondary cell wall biogenesis. Gene Ontology annotation, cellular component: Golgi membrane. The record is from RefSeq and is a predicted model, not a curated record. Gene Ontology annotation, molecular function: xylosyltransferase activity; galactosylgalactosylxylosylprotein 3-beta-glucuronosyltransferase activity. Lineage: Eukaryota; Viridiplantae; Streptophyta; Magnoliopsida; Solanales; Solanaceae.
CAAGAUAGAGUGUUCGUAAAUGCCCUUUAUCUUCUUGCUUUUUGACUGUGGCAAUUGUAGUGGUUCUUUUGCUCAAGAUUCAAAACAUUGAACACUUUCAGCUCAUUCAAUAUGUUUGAUUAGUUGCCCCAAAAAGAAAGGUUAUUAAAGUUUCUAUUUUCAUUUCUUCCUUAGCUAAAUUGUCUCAAAAAAGAGGAUUUUUUGUUGUUGCAUAACCUCGUGGAACUGUGUGAUUGCUUCUUGUUGUUUGUCUUCUUAUUAAGUUGAAUACCAAAAGAUCGAUGACCCUUUUCUUAUUGCAAGCAAAUGGGGUAACCCUUCUUAUUUGAGCCCAAGAUUUGCUCAUCUGAAGUUCAAAUCUGGCGUUUUCUUCAGGUCAGAAUUGACUUUUUUUUCUUUAAUAAUGGGUAUUGGCUUUUUGUUAACUUCAUUCAAGAUUUGGUUGGUGUUGUUGUGCUAUUCUGUAAGAAAGUUUUGAUUUUUUUUGUAUGUUACUUAUAUAUAGAUGGUGUUUCAUUGUAUGAGCAUAGAUCAAUACUUACUUAGAGAAGUUUUGAAUGUUGAGGAAUGGACAGUGUAUUGUGAUUGACUCUUGUGCUGACAAAAGAGUCAAAUGGUUAGUUGAGCUUGUGCUGAAUUUGCUAUUAUUGAGGAUAUUUUCACUGUUCUUGAUGUACUAAGAUGGAGUAACUGUCUGUUCUGGUUCUUAUAAGCUUUCCCUCAUUUUUAGCUGUCUAUAGUUAUAAGAAUUUUUCACCAUAUUGAUUGAGUUGGAUAAGGCCUGUAAGGUAGUAGUAUUGUAGCGUGCUGAAUUCAGUGAACGUUGUAUUGGUUACUUUUAGCUAGAGUCUCUUUGAGAUACUUUAGAGUUGCCUGGUUACUAUUAUGGCUUCGAUUAGAAGAACGUUGUCACCAGUGCCUCGUCCUGGAAGCGCUAUGAAUGGAGAAGUAUGUUCUGUAGCCUCUCCACUGUCCAAGUCUUCAUCAUGUACCAAUAGUAAUACACCAACUGGUGCAUCACUUUCGUCUUUUGGUUCAUUGGAUUAUGCCAUCUACAAGGUUCAGACAUUUCUAGUUGGUCUUUUGUCACGACGAUCUUCUAGGCCCUUAGAAAGGUCAAAGUUGAAGGGGCUCAUUUGGAGGAGAGCUAUUCUGCAAUUCUUUUUCUGUUUUGUUCUUGGAGUAUUUAUUGGCCUUACUCCAUUACUAAAUUUGUCAACAAAUUUUAUCUCUAAACAUCAAGCUUUAUCCUUUGAGGUCCUCCAGCCAGAAGAAAAUGCUCGAUCAUAUGAUGUAUCUAGAAAUGUGACUUCAACCACUGAGGACUUGACUAUCAUGGAUAAUUCGACAUCAGAGCCUAAUUUAGUACAUGUUGAACUGAAAGAAGACAUUACCUACAAUGCCUCCUUUAAUCAAUUACUUGACCAAGAUCCGAUAGUGUCCCGUAAACUUUUGAUUAUUGUGACUCCUACAGAAACCCGUCCAUUUCAAGCAUACUAUCUAAAUCGUCUGGCGUAUGCAUUAGAGUUGGUGCCUUCUCCUUUAUUAUGGAUAGUUGUUGAGAUGGACUCCCAAUCUGUUGAAACUGCUGAUAUAUUGAGAAGAACCGGAGUAAUGUACAGACAUCUUGUGUGCAGCAAGAACUUAACUGAUGUGAAAGAGAAAAAUGUGCAUCUAAGGAAUGUGGCACUCUCUCACAUUGAAACACACCACCUUGAUGGCAUCGUCUAUUUUGCUGAUGAGUACAACAUAUACUCCGCUGAUGUCUUCGAGCAGAUGAGACAGAUCAGCCGGAUCGGGACAUGGAUUGUGGCAAGACUAGCUGAAAAUAAUAGGAAAGUUAUCUUGCAGGGUCCAAUCUGUAACGGCUCUCAGGUUAUAGGUUGGCAUACUGAAGGUAGAACAAAAAGAUUCCAGAGAUUCUAUGCAGAAAUAUCGGGAUUUGCAUUCAAUAGUACGAUACUUUGGGAUACAAAGAGGUGGCACCGACCAACACUAGAACCUAUAAGGCAGUCUAACACAGCCAAAGCUAGUUCCCAAGUGAGCACAUUUAUCGAACAAAUGGUGGAAGAUGAAAGCCAAAUGGAAGGCUUACCAAUUAACUGUUCAAGAAUCAUGGUUUGGCAAUUCAACACGGAGAUAUUGUACCCAUAUCCUCAUGAAUGGCUGGUGAAAAAUUACUCAAUAACCAGUACUUCAGCUGGAUGACAAUUUUGACAUGCAGAUAGAUUCUUGAGCAUUGAUAAGUGAACAAUCAUGAGCGUCUGCAGCAAAUGUAUAUCGGAGCAACCACUUGAAUGCUAUCAGUUUCGAGCUUGUAAUGUUGAGCUACAUGCUGUAGUAUCUUAAAGAGACCAGUUAUCUCUGCCCUUUCCUCCCUAUUCCGUUUUCCUGUUCUGCUGCUAUAUCAGUAGAUAUUUAUUUGUACAGUUGCGUAGAGCUAGUCACGGUAUAGUCUUCUGGCUAUGAAGUCAGAAGCAGCAAAAUUGUGGCAAUAUGGAAAAAAAUUACAACAGAUGGGUAAGUUUCAAGUUCCCCUAUCCAAUUCUUUCGACCGAGAGUUUCUUAAUCCAAGUUGAUGUCUGGAAUGGAGUAUUGUUAUUCAACUGGCAGCUUUCCUAAUAGACUUGUGCAUAUGUUAUAUGACUCUCUUUCACAUAAACCACAUUUCAUAUUCACUAUAUUCUUCAACUUUUAAUCUAUAGUUUGAUUUUAAAUUUUGUU